UCAAAUAUAGUUUGUGCUGUCUGUACCACAAAUUGUCAUUUCAGUGUUGCUAAGUUGUCAAAAGGAGGGUUUCCUCUUGUUUUUAUAUGGAGCUGUAUCUAACCACUGGGUGCCACGUUACAAAAUCUAGUUGUACAAAUAUAUAAUACUCUCUCCUUUCCUUCCAUGUGCACAUAGCUGGUCAUGUCUGGCCAUCUGAUCCAGUACAGUUUGUGUCAUCUAAACCCUCAGAACAGUUUCAGCACCCGCGGUUGGAUGGGAAGGUGCCAUUGCAGUUGUAUGUGCUACCAAGGCUGCCACAGUGAACGGAAUAUACAGAGAGCAACUUGGCAACGUGAAGGAAAGACAAGUCCCUACAAAAGAGGUGUUUCACCACUUCUUGCAGCAUCGUUAAUCCAUGCUGCAGUUGAUGAAGUUCUCCAAACAGACUUGACUGAAUUUGAGCAGCAAAAUGUGGAAACAGAGGGAGAAGGAGAUGAAGAAAGGUUCACCUUGCUAGAUGGAGAGUCAUUGCAGCGCUGCUUCUUUAACAAGCUUCGGGAUGUCUGCUUUGAGUGGCAGAAGCAGUUGCCACCGCUGCGACCAGUGAAGCGAUUCCUGCUCGUUUCCAUCCACGCCAUCCGUAACACUCGGCGGAAAAUGGAGGACAGGCACGUUCUGCUCCCAGAGUUCAAUCAGCUGUUUGGAUUAUCCGAUGACGUUGAUCGCGCUUACUUUGCGGUAUUUGAUGGCCAUGGUGGAGUGGAUGCUGCCAAUUAUUCAGCAACCCACUUACAUGUAAAUGUUGGGCUGCAUGAAGACAUUGUGAAGAAUCCAGCUGAGGCCUUGAAAUGCUCUUUCCAGAAGACAGAUGAAAUGUUUCUUUUCAAAGCCAAAAGAGAGAAGCUGCGGAGUGGUACCACAGGUGUAACUGCGUUGAUUGUAGGGAACAAGCUACACAUAGCGUGGCUAGGGGACUCGCAGAUAAUGCUUGUGCAGCAAGGAAAAGCUGUGACGUUAAUGGAGCCUCACAAACCAGAAAGAGAAGAUGAGAGAGCACGUAUUGAGACUCUGGGUGGUUGCGUAACCUAUAUGGACUGCUGGCGGGUUAAUGGUACCUUGGGUGUUUCCAGAGCAAUUGGUGACAUAUGUCAGAAACCCUACAUCUCUGGUGAUGCAGAUGGAGAGUCAUUUGAGCUGACUGGUUCUGAAGAUUACUUGCUCCUAGCCUGCGAUGGAUUCUUUGACGUGAUCAAGCCGUAUGAGGUUGUAGACUUGGUCCUAGAUCAUUUAAUGCAAACCAAAGGAGUGGGUCUCAAAGCAGCAGAAAGACUGGUGGCUGCUGCGAAGGAAAACGGAUCCAGUGAUAACAUCACUGUUCUAGUGGUGUUCUUGAGGGAUCCUCAGGACAUCUUGGCAGACUGUCUCAGAGACCCUAAGAACCAUGGGGCCAGUGAGGAUGCUCGGAGCUCACCCUUCAGUUUCCUCAGCUGUGAGGCAGCGGCCACACAGUGACAAAAUCUGCCAAGUCCCAAACGUUCAAGUAAGUUCACGUAAGGAACUGCUUUCCACUGAAGAAGCCUCUAAUGCAACAGGCAAAACAUAUUAGGAAAAAAAUGACAAAUGGACAUACUGUUAACAGAAAGGCAAGACUCCUUUUACUGAGUUCCUAUUUGUCUUUUCCUUCCAUCCCCCUCCCUUCAAAAAACACUGAGCAGAUGUUGGGAUUUGUACAGCAAUUUCGUCUCUGGGAGCAGACUUCUAACGUGUGUCCUGGGGCUGCUGGUCAUAUCCCUCUGCCCUGGAGGUGGUAAGAAGCCGUAAGACGUAUAAGCUAACGGGCGAGAAUACCCAUUUGUGAAUUCUGCGUGAAAAUUUAAAUUAGUGCUUAAAAAGAAUGCUGUAUGUUGUAUUUAAUAGUGAUGUUACUUUGGAGACUGAGAGGAGAGAAGCUGUCGCCAUCGCAGAAAAGCUUCUUGCUGCAUGUGGUCUGUAGGAACAGGCUUGGUGUGUGAGAGACUGGCUGAUGCCAUUAUGCUGUGUAACUUGCUUCAGUUUUGUACCAAAGAUAAUAUUACAAGGAUGGUGUGGUCUCUUUAUUCAGAGGCAUUUAGUUUUGUGUGUAUGGAGUGGAGAAAAUGAAGCUGAAUGCUCCAGAAAAAGAGCAAGAGAGCUAACUAGAAAUAUCCCAGGCAAAACUGAUACAAAAUCAGCUGCUUUGGGGGAAUGUUCUGGUUUAUAAACUGGAAUCCAGUAUUUAACUGCAGUGGAUUAUUUCUCCCUAACAAACACUCUUUAUUGGCUAUUUGGCAACCUGAAAAGAAAGGACCCUUAGUGUUGUAUUUGACAGAGAUGCUUACAGUAUGUAUGCUCCGGCAGUUAAAUAUGCUCUGUUUCUGCCACUCUUUGGUGUACUAUAACAAAAGGAGAAUGUUAUUUUUUAUUCUAAGGGUUUAUCUGUUUAUUUACUGAAUUUACAGUUGGAGUAAUUUUUUGCAGUGUUACUUUAUUUUGUUGUAGUUUUUAUUUAAAUUAGAAUUUUGAAGUAGUUGUGUCUUUAUUAUCUGAUUUUUAAAACUGACUACCCUCAAGUGCCUUAAAUAUUUCACCCAAGGAUUGCUGGCUUCCUGUCGUAUUCUGGGGAGCCACUUUAUGGCGUUUUUAGAAUGUGACUUUUUAAUUUCAUUGAUACUAAUGUUUAAUGCACUUAAAUGUUUCAUUUUUGUGAAUUAUUUUAGUGGGAACUAGGUUUCAAGAAAACAUCUUGUUCAUUGUUGCCAAAUCUUGUGACUUGUAGUAAAAGCUUCACAACACUUACUGUGACUUACCCCCUGCCCCAUGCAUAGAGCGCGAGUUACUUAAUGGUGAAGUAACAAUGAGUCAUCGUGACUUUCAUUUAAAAACAAAUACACAUCUGACUUUCACAAGAAAAUUUAAUAACACAAACUAGAAACAGUUUAGUAACAGUUUUUGAUUAAUAGAUGGUUAAUUGGGCCAUACUUUGUGAAUAACUUUCUAAGGAGAUGUGAAACUAAGGUGAAGAUGAAAGAAUCUUAAUGAACAUGUAUGUUGUUGUGUGGCUGUUAUGUCCAUUACAUGCCGGAGCCUCUGGUGGUGUUUUGUCUUGCUCUGCUGACCUGUCCCACAGGACUCAGCAAGAUAUGAAGGCUCAGUGGUAAAUGUGUUAGUAAUUUUUGUACCUAAACAAAAAGUGCUUUACAUGUGGCAGCAAGAUUGUAUGCCUGAUUUAGAAGCACAUGGCAUUGCAAUGUGUCAGUCCUGUUGAUUAAAAUGUGUUGAAUGCUAAUGUUGCUUAGGGAGAAGAUUUAGGUAAAAGAGACGAGAUGGCUAGAAGGAAGAACAGAGCAGGACUGUUUCUGUCUGUAGUGUCUCUGAGCCGCUAGCUGGUGUGCAGCAAUGCACUUACCCGAGCAACUUGAUUUUUUUAUUUCUUUUUUCGGGAUUACUAUGGUUGAUUGUGCGGUUUGACAUAGAAACUCCUCAGUGAGCUGCCAUCUCAUUACACAGCAGCUCGGACAGUGACUCCCUUGUUUUGCUGUGCAACAAUGGGAGCUUUUCCUCUGAGAAGGUUGCAAGCACUUUUCUAUCCUUUAUUUUGCUGUCCAAAAGUAUUUGUGGAGAUCUUUUAGUGAUGCCAACCUGGUUAAUUUUUGUAGUGAACCUACUUCAGCUAAGGAAGCCUUCAGACUUGCCAAGUAAUCCCUUUCGAUUUACCAUCACCCAUCUCUUUGAUUUCUAACCCAGACAUUCAGUGUCAUGCUAAAUUCUUAUAACCACUAGUGCCUCUUUGUGUCUUGGAAAGAGUUCUCAUUAUUAACAUAGUAAGAAUCAUACAAAAUUGUUUGAUUUCUGCUAUCUGAGGUUUAUCAGGAGAGGGGGAAGCUAUUGUAUUCCUGAAGUUUGAAAUGUCGGUAAAUUCAUAGUAUGGUUUAGUUUCUGAAACUUGCCAAACUUCCUGAAACAUGGAGGGAACUGAAUGAGCCAAAUUCCUGGUAAUGAUCCUUUUACUUCAACCUUUCUGUGGCAGAUUUGUAUUAUGGAGGAAAAAAGUCUUAAGCCUUUCAAUGGAUAUUUACAGCUGUGUGAGAAUAUCCUGAUUUGUUUCAAAUUUGAUAGGUAUACUGUAGGGAAGAAAUUCUGCAUAGAUGUUUUCAUUCUGAAUGACCUAGUGCCUCAUUUCUUGGAGGUGGAAGUGGAGAGGAAUAGUCUUUGGGAACUUGUACAGAUUUCAGGGGAGAUACAAAAUAUUUCUCUAAUUUUCCAAGACCCUCUUACUAGCUUUAAAAUAUUUAGUCAGGUCUAUAAGAGUUGUAACUAGGUCAAAACCAGCAGUUUGUAUCCUCUCAGUGGAAUAAAUAAAUCUUAAUGUGUCAUCUACAGUAAAAUUUCACGUACGAUUUUGGGGAAAAAAUUGCUUUGGAGAUGUCUUAUCCUCAAAAUUUCCUUUUUUUAAACUGAAACCCCAACAUUUUGACUUUGAAGUUAAAUCAGUCAUGACACAGGAUGCAAGAAUAGAUGUUAAGUGCAUUUUGAGCGUUCAGUUGCAAAUGGUCAUCGGGAUGGUCUUACCCUGGGGAUGGCAAGGCAGCCUCCAAAUUCUGUUGCACUUGUGACCUGGAUAUUACUUUUAGAAGCCAGGAGCUACAAUGCAUAACACUGUUACAAGUGUCACCAGUGCGGGUGGUGGGGAGGGAGGGGAAGGGGCUCCAGCAGAACGUUAUGAAGUUCAACUAAAUAGUCCAAAAUAUGGAGUGGUGCUACGUUUUGAAUUUGCAGUACUAAUGUGCUGCAUUAGCUUUUCUUAUCUUUCCUCUUUAAAACUUCCUGGCUUUCUUGUGUUGGCUGUUCUGUUUUCCUUCCCUCCUUUGGUUAAAAAUAAUAUGUAAUUUUGGUGAGAGAAUCAUCUCGCCUCUCUGGGCCUUCUCAGUGCCAUGUAUUAACGCUUGUCUGCCUAUGUCAGAUUGACUAAUUUGCCUGUUUAAUUGUUGCCUUUCUCAGGGGCCUGCAGCAAAACCAAUUCUGUAGUCCAGCCAAAACCUUCGAAGCUGUAGAAGUUAGCUGGAGGAUCCAGGACAAAUGAAAGUAUUUUCAUAUUUUACUAAACUCCAAAUGAAUGUCUGCUACUGCGUUUUAUCACCCAGUGUCAGCAAAAUGGUUCUUUAAAGGAGCCUGUGUUUUUAAAACAGAGCACGCUUAAAUCCUUACAUUGUGCGUCACUGAAAACUAGCUUUAGUCAUGCUGCUUAGUGGGUAUCCAACAUCUCUUAAGGGUAAUUCGUACUUCUACCUUUCUUUCCCUCCCCAUUCUCUCCUACAAUGAAACAUACCUAAGACAGUGAAGUCUUCUGGGUCUGACAGAGACAAGAUUACAAUUUUACAAAUCACAUUUUUUGGGGUUUGGGGUUUUUUGAGAAUACAGAGGAUAGAAAUGUAGGAAAAUUUUUAGAACAGAGGGAGAUUAAGUAAAAUCCACCCUCUUGAGUGAUGGAGGAGUGAAAGAGAGAGACAGGAAUGCAUUUAAGUAUUAUUAACGCCUAUUUUAAAAGGCAAGUGGGCUGGAAAAUAGCGCUACAAAUGUCAGUUCUUUAGAGUGAAAUACCAGUGCUUGAAAGAAUUACAAACACACCCAUUAAAAAGGCAAAACUCGGAUAAGGUAACUCUGUCUUCAAGCAGCCAAGGAAGGAAUCACAGUAAAAGCAUCUGAGGUGACUUAAUGUGACCCCUCAACACUCUCUUGGAAGCUAAUGCUACUAAAUGGAUUUUUCUAAAUGUCCUUAUGUAUAAGGUAGUACUAAGCGGGGCAGCAUUCGGAAUACACGGUUACUGGUCACUGUGCAACUGCUGCCGUGAGCAAAUGCCGUGAAGCGCGUUAAUGAAUCGAUCCGGCUGGUGAGCUCUCAGAAGAUGAGUAAUUGGGCACCGAGUGGUUACAGCAGAGUUGGCAGUUGAAUAGUGUUAAUCACAGUGAUGACUUUAAUAGCAUUUAAUAGACACUUAUCCGAAUUCAAAGUCAGAUGAGAUACUGCUCUUUUUAAAAAGCAUUUCCAGUGUUAUUAGCUUUCUGUCAUGAAAAGCCACUAAAAUUUCCAUCUUUUUGUUGGAUGUUGGGAAAAGUGCUUAUCUCCAGAAAUCAGAAAGCAAGAGAAGUUGGCUGUCUGCACUGGAAAACCCAUUUUCAGUUGAUAGUUUAAAACCACUGUUUGAGGUUGAAACUUCCCUCCCAGGCAGUCCUUUAAAAACCAACAAAAAGGGGCUUCCAAAACAAGUGGCCGAGGAAGGCAGCUGUUUCCAAAUGGCAUUCCACAAAAGGCCAUAUCUUUAAGGAAUUGCAACCACCCUCAAUGUGUAAAGGGCACAGACAGUUGAGCACCUUAAAGUCUAAAUUAAGAUUGCAGCUUCACUCUUUGUGUAAGUGAUACUCUGGUGAGCGGAUUCCUGUGAAUGCAGGUACUUACUGCACAGCACCAGCCACGGGCUAGUUCUGUUCUUACACUGAAGUAUCAAGCAAAUGCUUUAGGGAGCAGGUAGGGAAAUGUUAGCCACAACAGAGCAGAUUGCAGAUGAUUCACAUGUGAUUGAGCUCUAGUUAGGCCUGAAUUAAAUUUCCCUGCUUAAUUCUAUUACUGUCCCUUUUACAAUUGAGCCUGUGCCAUCAAGCAAAAUCCUACUAGGAAAUAAUGGUCUAUUCCCUUUUUUUGAGUAGCAAACAACUUCUGAUGGACAAAAUGUCGUUCAGACAGGAGUGGAGAGGGAGAAAAAUGAGCUUUCAGACGAGUGCAAAACUUCCUAAUCUAUGCUAAGUUAUGUGUUCUGUCUAAACUCACGUUUAUAGCAGGUUCGAUUGCAUUUGAAUAGUUGUGCUGGAACGCAGUGGGUUUUCUGCCAAGCCGGUCAUGACCCGUAAAUCGGAUGGCACCAAACCCGAGAGGCUGGUCCUGCCUGCCCUCCUGAACUGGCCACUAACACAGGAGCCCUGGUGAGUGUUCUGCAGCGCUGACAGCUCUAAGGGCUAAGCCAGCUGCUUUCUGCAUAUGUUUGGGUUGGCUUAAAUAUAUUUAUUGGAUUUUACUUUAUCUAAAGUUAUGUCUAUUGAUUUCAGUCAUGUCAGCUGAAAAGUAAUCAAAUGGAGACAUGAGGGAGUGAGUGGAUCUGAGCAGGAUCUGAUCUGUCAUAGACACUUCUUAAAAUACUACGGUAAAAUGGGCUGGUAGGCUCUUGUGAUAACCUUAUCUCUGAAUAGAGCAGGAAAGCAAAAUCUUACAAAGUAUCACUUAAGCCUUUAUUGUGGUGUGACCCAUCAGAACCUGAGCACUCAGAAUCCUUUCCCACAAGCCGUUCGCUGUUGCUGGUUUGAUGUGUUUUCCAGGCUGUGCACGCUGCUGCUGGUGUGUACAAAAAUCAACAAAAGGCAGCUGUGUUGGCAGCACAGAAAAUUUAGCAAGAUGCAGCUUUUGUCAAACAGAAGAGGACAAAAUCAAUAGGAAAAGAAAUGUUUUCAAGCUUUUUGGAAUGCAAACAAUGGAAUAAUAAAAAACAAAAAGGCAACCUAGAAGAACUGGCAGUGCACUGUCAGCUUAAAACCACUGUUUUAAGCAAAUUAAUUUGGCUGCUUUGUAAUGUCUGCUUUAUUUUGUUAACAAAUUCCUCUCAGUCAGGGUUCUGUGUCUUGUUGUUGAUACGUGCUUUUUAGUCUGAAGAUAGAAGAUACAUUUAACGUGUUAAGGAACUGAAUGUAUCUGGGCUUUGUGACUAGUUAGAUUAUGAUUAUCAAGUUGUCUCUCAGCUGUUAAGCUUGCUUACUGAUUCCCAGGAGAUAUUAAUAUAGCAAGUACUGAACUUAUUAAUGAUUAAAUGCUUCUGGAUUUCCAUGGACGAGAACUUCCACGGUCUUUCCUGAUCUGGCGGAUCACUUCUUGAAGUUCAUUAUCAUUUGUGUGGCAAUACAUUAGGCAUGUGGAAGGUUUGUCGCUUUGGCAAAUGGAGCUGGAAGGUGUGACCACGAGUCCCCGCAGGAAGUAUUUAUCCUUUUAUCUAAGGAAUGAUGGUUCCUUUUGGAUGUCUAAGGAUAAAGAGAUAAUCACUAGGAAACUAGAGAGAUCCUAUGGGGACCUUCUCAGGGCAAUUAAAUACUAUGACUUCCUCUUUUUCACGUUGCCCUUUCUAACUUCAUUAAAAGGCAUUCUGCUUAAUACUGGAUGAUUAAUGUUGCUGGUGUUUGAUUUCCUGUUGUGUCUUUGGCAUUGACCAAUAUUGGAUGUCUAAGAAGAAAAUCCUGUUAGUUGCAUGUUAUUCCAUAGGAAUAGUUAUGCUUAUUUCAGGUAACAGUAGCUCUCAUCCUGAAUGCAGGACUUCAGAAAUAUUCUUGUCUCUGUAUGUCCUUGUUCUUGCAGAUUGUUUGUGUUUUCAAACAUUUACACUGUUUAGAGUGGGGAAAAGCGUUCUGACUUCCUUCACCUCUUCAGUUCUCUCUCUUUCUUGCCCUGGUAGGCUGAGCAGACAGAUUGGUAGCGCAGCUCACCAUGGGGCUCCUCACCCUCGGUCUGUCAUUCUGCAGUGUCUGCUCUGUACGAUAACUUCAAUCCUGUGCUUAUUUAGUGCUAAGUUAGACCUCCAUAACUACUCCUGCUGACUUAAAAGUAUGUGUUCUUAUCAGUAUUAAAAUAGUACAAGAGCAGAACUGUUGCUUUAGGCACAUUUCUUGCCACUGUGUUGGCUAAUGAACCUUGAAUGAAAGUAAGAGGGCCAGUGACUUUGAAAUAGGAACUGUUAGCCAAGUGUUGUAGAAUCGUAGUCCUUAUUUAUUUUGUAUGCUAAUCUGCACUUGUGACCCUGAGCAGAAAAGCUGCAGUACAGCAGGUUUUAUAAGCUGUGGCUUAACCAGUUAUCUAGUAUCUUAAAACUCUUAUUUAAGCUGACUGGUUUUGUGCACAGGUCAGAAACCUGUUGUCAUUGAUCAUUAAAUGCUGUGCAUAUUGUACAUUCAUUUACACGGAUUGUUCUAAUAGUGCUUGUGUGUAUUAUGCUACAUUACCAUAUUUUUAUAUAUAUGUAUGUAUGUAUUGCAUGAGGUUUAAUUGUUGGGAUUUUUUUGUAUUGUCACUUUUGUAUUCACACAGUGCCUCAUGUAUCUAUUUGCAUAUUGCAAGAAGUUGUUUCAAAGCAGUGACUGGAAACAGGUGGGGAUGAGAACUCUCCACUGUAGGAUCUGAUGUUUCUGAAGUAUUAAUAAAGUAUAGUGAGUUGAA
This is a messenger RNA of Columba livia (rock pigeon), 9244 nucleotides long. It is a transcript of the gene PPM1F, whose product is annotated as protein phosphatase, Mg2+/Mn2+ dependent 1F. Lineage: Eukaryota; Metazoa; Chordata; Aves; Columbiformes; Columbidae. Gene Ontology annotation, molecular function: cation binding; protein serine/threonine phosphatase activity. Gene Ontology annotation, biological process: negative regulation of protein kinase activity; protein dephosphorylation. The record is from RefSeq and is a predicted model, not a curated record. The transcript has 7 exons. Gene Ontology annotation, cellular component: cytosol; nucleus. Bases 184 to 1494 code for a protein of 436 amino acids.